AUGUCUCUUCUUGGCGACGCAGCAGAAGGUUGCUCUUCCGGAUAUCAGGGCGCACAGUCUCUGUCGCCUCUCAUCAGUCCUUCUUCACCAACAGAAACCUGCGUUGGCCGAAGUGGUGGCAGCCCGUCGCCGUGCACCUCUCCCAAACGCCUCGAUGAUUCCCUGAUCUUGCUUCAUCUUCCUUUUAAUCAGCACUCUAAACUGGAAGUGAAGCCUGGUGUUUUGACACGGGAUGCAAUCGCCAAAAUCCUGGAGAAGCGAGCAAUUUUGCCACAAAUGUGCCGAGUUUGCGUUGGUGCUGACCCGUCCAGUCCUCGUGUCGAUCUCAGCAUGGAUUUGGAGACCUUAUCCAGCGUCCUCGAAAAGAAGGAGCUUUGGGUGCACAGUGCAUAUCUCUCCAUACUGGUAUCCAUAAAACAUAGUUUUGUGAGAAAAACUUUCCUUUCUGUUGCAUUUUGCGACGUAUGCCAUAAACAGAUAUGGUUGCAAGGUUAUCGGUGUGAAUUGUGCCAGUUUACGUUUCAUCAGAAGUGUGGCUCAAAGGUUCCCAAUUAUUGUGACCGUAUGCAACAAAUUUCGCAUGAUGUACACAUGGCCAAUCGACUCCGUGAUAUAUGUGACCAGUAUGAAGGCCCGAAUGCGGCACUUGUUGCCGAAAUUAUACAACAUUUCCACAGCCCUGCAGCGGAGACGUUGUCAAAUCAUGCGGGUAUUUCGCGGCAACAAGCCGUACGUUUGCCGGGUCGAGUCGAAAUCGGUGGUGGAAUCAAUGAAACAGCCCGCGAUCGCUCAUCUUCUGCUCCUAACAUAUACGAAAUUUCAAAGAAUGAAACACUGCGUGAAUCGAAAGUGCUGGAUGCUCUGAACAGUAGCGUUCAAGUGCACGUUCAGCCGUCAGGUGUAUCAAAGGCUGCGAAGCCCGCUCAUCGGGAUUGGCACACUGCUGGCUUCCGCCGGACAAAUCGUUUGCAUCCAUCGAAUCUAUCCGGAAUGGUGUCGCCAAGUUUCACUAAUUCACCCUCUUCAACAAGCUCCUCACCAACGCCAGCUUACAGUGGAGCUACCUAUGACGCUGGAUCAGGCAUGCCUCCAACUCCACCACAAUCGGCCCCACCGCAGAAAACAUACGGGUUUCGUUUUCGCAGCAAAAGCCCGAAUGACAAAAUGCCCAUCAGAGGGCCUGGCGGCGGUCCGUCCUCAGUUUCAUCGGAUCGUUUGGGUGAUACGCAUGAGGGUGACAAUCGCGAGAAGUUAAAGCAGCGUAUUUUGAUGGAAGGCUGGGAAAUUGACCGUUCGCUUGUCACUUAUCACAAGAAGAUUGGCAGCGGAUCGUUCGGUACUGUCUAUUUGGGCAGUUAUUUUGGUAUGUCUUUGUGUCUUUCCACAUUUUACUGUCGUGUCUAGGC
Molecule: messenger RNA, 1406 nt
Organism: Gongylonema pulchrum
Lineage: Eukaryota; Metazoa; Nematoda; Chromadorea; Rhabditida; Gongylonematidae
Source: the annotation of a GenBank genome assembly